AUUAAAACAUAAAAAGAUACUAGACACCAUGUCCCUUUUAGCAUUUCUCCUUUGGUAUUGAAAAGGGGAUGACUCUAUUUGGGGAUUGAGAACUAUGUGCGUCAUUGCAAGCUCCUCUCUAAUUUUAUGACUAAUUGUAAUUUUUCUUGUAUAGCUAGAAACUGUAAUUAUACGGUCUAUAAUAUGGCCAAAUGGGCGUUUGCCAACAAUAUUACGGGCAUAGUAGAAAUAUCUACUAUUAUAUUUAUAAACGCAUUUUUCAAGAAAAAGAAAAACUAAACUAACACUGAAAUUGGGUUUGCCGUUGGAGUUGUUGGGUUGGCCUAAGAAAAAUUUAGGCAUUUGGAUUGAAUUAGUGGCUUAAAACAAGAGGCAACUCUCUUUCUCUCUUUUUCUCUUUAACCUUACGAAGAAGAAGGAAGGAACCCUUUCUCUCUCUCUCACUUUCGAUUUUCUCUAACUCCAAACUCCAUUAACGGAUACUCAACCAAAUACCUUUUCUCUCAUUUCAUUCCACAAACCACACGUUUCCACUUGGACUUGGGACUGGCAUGCUUAGGAGGAAGAAGAUGAAGCACUGCUUCACCUUCUUCUUCAUCAUCAUCAUCAUCUCCUCUUGAUUCAUGGCUUCUUCUUCUCAGCAUCGCUGCGUUUUCGUGGGUAAUAUACCUUAUGAUGCGACCGAGGAGCAGCUUAUAGAAAUUUGUCAGGAGGUUGGACCUGUUGUGUCUUUCAGAUUAGUUAUUGAUAGAGAGACUGGAAAGCCGAAGGGUUAUGGGUUUUGUGAGUACAAGGAUGAAGAGACAGCUUUGAGUGCUCGGCGUAAUCUUCAGGGUUAUGAGAUCAACGGCCGUCAGUUGCGAGUUGAUUUUGCUGAAAACGACAAAGGCACUGACAGAACCCGAGAACAGGGUCGUGGAGGACCUGGACUGGCUCCUAGCGCCGAUCUUCCGAAACCAGUCGGGGGUCCCUCAAUUCAAGGGGACUCUGUUCAACAUCAACCAAUCGGUCUCCAUUUAGCUAUAUCCGCUGCAUCUGUUAUGGCGGGAGUGCUAGGUGGUUCACAAGGCCAGUUGGCAUUGGCUAAUGACCCCUUAAGUCUUCACCUGGCUAAAAUGUCAAGGAGUCAGCUGUAUGAAAUUAUAUCUGAUAUGAAGUUAAUGGCUACACAAAACAAGGAAUUAGCUCAUCAGCUGUUGAUUGCAAGACCACAGCUGGCAAAAGCUCUAUUCCAGGCCCAGAUCAUCCUAGGAAUGGUGACGACACAAAUGUUGCAGGCACCAAAUCUCAGGCAAGUUUCGCAGACACCUUUUCAAGAUAGCCAGGCUGGUCAACUACCAGCCGUUCAACCUCACUCGCUGUUACCCCCUAUAGCGAUGAAUAAUAUGCACUCUAAUUUGAUGCCUAAAGUUCAAGGUCAAGUUUCCGCAGGGCUUCAAACUUCAAUUCAUAGCCAGUUUUCUGGACCUCCACUACUUCCUAUACAGCAUCGAGUCCAGCUUCCCCAGAAUACAAACGAGCAGGCUUUUCAACAGGUCGUAUUGCCUGGGCAAUCAUUAGUUUCACCUUUUCCUCCUCUUCAAUCCCGCUCUUCAAGUAGUCUUUCUAUUCGACCAACAAUUCAGGUUACAAGCUCCUCUUUGAAUCCACAGAUGCAGCGGCAUUCUCUUAAAAAUCCAGGACAAGUUGUAACUUCAAAUUUGGGGCAGAAUAUUCAAAUGGUUCAGUCAAUUGCUAACAUACAGCCAUCGCUUCUACCACGUCAAUCAUUACCGGAUGGAGGCUAUCAGCCUGGACCCUCAAUAUCAUCAGGUAUUUCACAGCCGAUUAGUAAUGUUGAUAGGUCUGCUCAAGUUUCCGCCGAUGCAACUUGGGCCCGCAGAGGUAAUAUUAAUCAAAAUUUGCCUCUGGGGAUAGUGGAAAAAAGGAGUAUGCCUUCCGAGCCAAUGGACUUGAUAAACCACCCUUCAAAAAUUAGGAAACUAGAUGAUGGGACUGUACCAUUUACAAACUUGAAUUCGAAUAAAAAUGUCAAUGGAUCUACACCAUCCCAAGUUUCAGCAGCUGCUUCAAUACUUGCAAAUGCUGUUCCUAUUUCAGACGAUGCUCAGCACUUAGGAAAACAAAUAUCUCAGCCGCAGCAGCUUCCAUCAGGGGAAGAGGCUGCCUUAUUACAACAAGUUCUGAACAUCACGCCCGAGCAGUUGCUUUCAUUACCGCCAGAACAGCAACAACAAGUGGUUCAGCUACAAGAAUUGCUACGGCGCCAACAAUUACAGCCGUCUUAGCAGGAUUCAAUUAGAAAAAUAAACAACAUUUGUUGAUUAUCGACGAUGAUUAUGAUGAUGGUAAACAAAUAGAGGAGGCCUCAAUUCAUUUACUGGAGGUAAUAAAGCUUUGUAGUUGAUUAAAUCCCACUCCAGUUUCUUGUAAAAUUAAUAGUAGCAGAGAUAAAUUUCAUAAUCUAAAAUGCCAAUUGAUUAUUAUGUUGGUUAGAGAAAGAGAAAGAAGCUUGUGAUUAACAUAGUUUCUGGAUAGUUUUUAUUUUUUGUUUUUAAAGAGGAAUAGGAAAAUUUUUGUGUAAUCUCUAGUUGUCAGUUCUUUGAAAUUUUAUUUUCUCAUAGUUUGAUUUCCAAGUUUUAGUUUUACUUUGUGUUUUUUUUCUUUUUUUUGUUUGUUGGACUCUUUGUGUGUUAUUGAAUGAGACAAAAUGAAUAAUUAAAGUCUGAAAUGUCUA
Molecule: messenger RNA, 2737 nt
Organism: Cannabis sativa
Lineage: Eukaryota; Viridiplantae; Streptophyta; Magnoliopsida; Rosales; Cannabaceae
Product: cleavage stimulating factor 64
Exons: 10
Coding region: 624-2288 (554 amino acids)
Biological process (GO): mRNA 3'-end processing
Cellular component (GO): mRNA cleavage and polyadenylation specificity factor complex
Molecular function (GO): mRNA binding
Source: RefSeq, a predicted model, not a curated record